AUGGAAGUGAAGAUCACUUCCAAAGAGCUAGUCAAGCCUUCUUCUCGGACCCCGCGACACCUCCGGACCUUCAAGCUCUCCCUUCUCGAUCAGCUCAUUUACGCUCCUGUUACUCCAUUCAUCCUCUUCUACCCUUCCAACUCCGAGCCCAACCCGCUCUUAGAUGUCCGGCAGAAACUGAAUCUUUUGAAGAAGUCCCUCUCCCAGACCUUGUGUCGGUUCUACCCGUUGGCUGGGAUAAUACAGGAUGAUCUCACUGUCGAAUGUGACGAUGGAGGAGCCCAUUUUAUAGAGGCUACUGUUAACUUGUCCUUAUCUCAAUUCCUCGCCAACCCAGACCUCAUUUUGCUGAACAAAUUCGUUCCUUCUGGCUUACGGUAUGCCUAUGGAGAUUCCCUGGAACUGACUCGAGCUGCUAAUAUUCAGGUGAAUGUAUUUCGGUGUGGCGGGCUCGCCAUUGGUAUAUGCAAUCCGCACAGACUUCAGGAUGGGACUGCCAUAGGAACAUUUUUGAUGGAGUGGGCUGCAGCUGCCCGCAGCGGAAGCAGCCCAGCAGCCUCUUGGGGCCUCGUUGUGUCUCCAGCGCAGCUCUUCCCGGUGAAAGAUCUGUGUCUGAGAGACAAAUUUCUCAACGCCUUUAACCUAAAUUACAAAAGAGGAAAAUGUGUGAGGCAGAGGUUUCUCUUUAGCAGGUCUUCAAUCGAGGCCCUUAGGGCACGAGGAUCAGGUCCCAUUGUCAAGAACCCAACACGGGUCGAGGCGGUCUCGGGUUUCUUAUGGAAGUGUGCAAUGGCUGCUUCUGAGAGGAAGAAUAACGGUCUCAGAAGGCCUUCAGUCUUCACGCAAUUUGUGAAUAUUCGCAAAAGGAUCAAUCCUCCCUCAUCAAAAUUCUACCUUGGAAACUUUAUUUGGUUGGCCAUUGCAAAAUGCCACAACAUUGAUUCUUACAAUGAUAUGUUGCCUUCAUUGGUCAGUGAAUUGAGGAGAGCAGUCGACAAGAUAGACACCAACUUUUGUCUCACGGAUAAGACAUGA
Messenger RNA from Punica granatum (pomegranate), 1035 nucleotides. Lineage: Eukaryota; Viridiplantae; Streptophyta; Magnoliopsida; Myrtales; Lythraceae. The record is from RefSeq and is a predicted model, not a curated record.